This is a messenger RNA of Oncorhynchus gorbuscha (pink salmon), 3240 nucleotides long. Its product is annotated as brain-specific angiogenesis inhibitor 1-associated protein 2-like protein 1. The record is from RefSeq and is a predicted model, not a curated record. The coding region runs from base 217 to 1731 and encodes 504 amino acids. Gene Ontology annotation, cellular component: cytosol; nucleoplasm. Gene Ontology annotation, biological process: plasma membrane organization; actin crosslink formation; actin filament bundle assembly. Gene Ontology annotation, molecular function: protein binding. Lineage: Eukaryota; Metazoa; Chordata; Actinopteri; Salmoniformes; Salmonidae. The transcript is spliced from 15 exons.
ACACACGGUGAAGUUUGACAGUCUCCGUUCAGGCAGCGCAGCGGUUGAUGCCGGUUUGUUUGGCCACUGGUGCACAGUUGCGCUUCUGCUCUCAAUUGUAAACUACUCCUGGAACAACUAAACAGCCCACCCUUGGAUUUGAAAGGAAUUAUAUAGACUUCGAGUGAUUGGCUUUGGUUUAUUUAUUUUUUUGUUCCAUCUUGCAGAGACUGAGAAAUGACUGCCAACAUGUCUCUGGAUCAUGACGAUGUGAAUAAACUGACCGAAAGUACAUACAAGAAUGUGAUGGAGCAGUUCAACCCAGGUCUGAGGAACCUGGUUAAUCUGGGGAAGAACUAUGAGAAAUCUGUAGCCGCGAUGACUCUUGCUGGGAAGGCGUACUUUGACGCUGUGUCAAAGAUAGGAGAGACUGCUUCCGUGUCCCCUGUCUCCAGAGAAUUAGGUGUGGUUCUGAUGGAGAUCUCUGAGGUGCACAGGAAGGUUCACCUGGAGCUGGAGGAGAACUUCAAGCGGUUCCACAAAGAAAUCAUUGCUGAGCUGGAGAGGAAAACAGAGAUGGAUGUCAAAUAUAUGACUGCCACAUUCAAGCGGUACCAGACGGAGCACAAGCUGAAGCAGGACUCUCUGGAGCGCUCUCAGACGGACCUGAAGAAGCUGCGGAGGAAGAGCCAGGGGAAACAAGUCACCAAGUACGAGAUCAAGGAGAACGAGUAUAUGAAGACCAUCUCGUCGCGGCAGACUGACAUGCAGAAGUUCAUCGCUGAUGGUUGCAGAGAGGCCCUCCUGGAGGAGAAGAGAAGAUUCUGCUUUCUGGUCGACAAACAUUGCAUGUUCUCCUACCAUGUCACCGCCUUCCAUGAGAAGGCCAAAGAGCUGCUGGCGGUGAAGCUGCCCAGCUGGCAGGAUAAAUGCAGUGAUGCCACCAAGGUCCCUGACACAGUGAUGACCAUGAUAAAGGGGCUCCGCACUCCCAUGUCUGGAUCCCCAGAAGCCUCGCCUCGCGUUGAGCGCUACAACAGGAGCAAUGGGGACUCGAUGGUUCCCCCACCAGCCCCCCAGCUGAAGGCCCAGAUCAGUCCACUGGUUAACAUGUUCAACCAGGACGCCUCCAUCACAUCCACAUACGCCUCCACAUCAGACCACAACUCAGUUUUACAGAGUCUCACACCACCUUCCCCAUACCAGGGCAGUAUGGAGGACGGUGGCAGUCUGUCUCUGUCCAGGUCGGUGUCGAUAGGUUCGGGGCUGAACGUGGGCAGGAAGCAACGGGUCAGGACCAUCUUCCCUCACACGGCCGGCAACAAUAACACACUCCUUUCCUUUGACGAUGGUGACAUCAUCAUGCUGCUAAUCCAGGAGGACAAGGACGGAUGGCUGUAUGGAGAGCUGGAGAAUACCCGGCAGCGGGGGUGGUUUCCUUCAUCAUACUGCCGACCUUACAAUGAACCACUGAUCUCAAACAGUUUGGGGACACCGGUGCGCUGUCUGAGUGUGGCCAGUCUUCCGGAACAGGAAGAGGAAGAGCCUGUUCUGCUGCCGCCGCCAGACUACAGUGACGGGAAGGAGAGUAGCCCUGUCAGAAUGGUCAGCUCCUCCACACCCUCACCCCAAAACACGAUCUUUCUACCCAAUGGGGUUGGAAAGGCUCCCUUUCUGGGAGGUGGGAAUCCCUUUGCCACUGUCAAACUGAGACCUACAGUGACCAAUGACAGAUCCGCACCAAUCGUCUGAUAACCAGGGAUCAUCCAGACAGAGGAUUUGUGAAGCUCGGAAUCUCUGCGCCACCAACACUUCAGAAUCACAGUCCGACAAGAUGUCCAGAUAGCCUGGAUUUUACUCUGCUUCAGAAAACCAGCUCUGUUGUUGCUAGGUCCGUUGCAACUGCAUUGUAAAACAGACCAGUGAAGUGACAAUAAAUAUGGGCAGUGCUGAGACAGACUCAUAUCCAGGCUACCUUCCUGACUCUUCAGCACUCAGAUAAAAAAUGAAUAAUACUAAUAAUAAUAAUCUGUCCGUAGUAGUUGUGGGAAUGAUGGGAGAGAGACACGUGUUGAGAGAAGAAGAGCUCAAUUAUUUGCCAUGUUUACUUUUUCAUUAUUAUGUGCCCAUUUUUAAAUGCGGAGACUAUUUGUGUAAACAUAUGUAACAAAUUGAGUUUAAACAGUGUGAGUUUAUGGAAGAAGGAAUAUACCGACUAUAGGCACAGACAUCCGUUCAGUGUCUAUUUUUGAUUGACAGUUGGCUGAGUUGUCUACUAAUGUGAAUUCAAUGUGAAAUCAACAAGAAAAUUACACCAUGUCAUUGGAUUUAGGUUCAAAGUUGGUUGAAAAAAAAAGACUAAAUUCCCUUAUAGUGAAGACUUCACGCAAAAUCCAAUCUGUUUUCCAUGUUGAUUCAACUUCAUCACAAAUAUGUUCUGUUGUUGAAAUGACGUGAAAACAAAGUUGAUUCAAUCCAUUUAUGCCGAGCAGGUAGUAGUGGACAUUGUUUUAUUAAAAUAAGGGAUUUUUGAUUUGACACAGACUACUAAAUGAAUGUAUUCUGAGUGGGGAAUGCAUUGACAUAUGGACCCUGCCACGCUUUUUCUUUAUACUUUUAAAUUGUAUUUUUUCAUACUUCUUCAAAAGUUCAUGAUGUUUAUACAAUAAUUGUACGGUGGAAAUGUAUCUUUGGCUUUUCAUGGUAAGCUAAAGGUUGUGUGCAUACAAAUACACAAUUGUUGCAAAUCACAAUCACAUUGUUUUUGGUAGAAAUACAGUAUGAGCCACGCAGUAUAUCAAAAGAGUCAACCGUUGUAGAGUAUUUCAUGAUACACACCACACUGCUGUCCAUACUAAUUGAUGAUUACCAUCCCGAAUAAGUAUUUGAAAAGAACACUGGACAUGGUUCCUCCUCUUCUAUCUCUGUUCAGAUACUGAUGUGUAUUGUUUUCAUUCUCUAAAGGUGAGAAGGAAAAGGAUGUAACAUGAUGUUCUGUCCUUGUCCUCAAGUUUUGUAAAUAUAUCAUGGGCAAAAUGGUUGUCUGAAAAAAAAAUAUAUAUAUAUUUCUUGGCACCAUGUAGACUAAUGUAAUGUUAUCUCACAGUGAACCAGGAUAAACCUUACAUGGUCCUUAUUCAUGUAUUGGCUUUGCAAUGUACUGCCACAGCCUACUGUGUAUCUGUAUGAAGACUUGCAUAAUAAUUGAAAAUGUUGUUCAUCCCUUAAUACACGAGAUGAAAUGGAGAAUAACAAGCCUUG